Molecule: messenger RNA, 1869 nt
Organism: Symphalangus syndactylus (siamang)
Lineage: Eukaryota; Metazoa; Chordata; Mammalia; Primates; Hylobatidae
Gene: TMEM203
Product: transmembrane protein 203
Biological process (GO): intracellular calcium ion homeostasis
Cellular component (GO): endoplasmic reticulum
Source: RefSeq, a predicted model, not a curated record
AUGCUCUUCUCGCUCCGGGAGCUGGUGCAGUGGCUAGGCUUCGCCACCUUCGAGAUCUUCGUGCACCUGCUGGCCCUGUUGGUGUUCUCUGUGCUGCUGGCACUGCGUGUGGAUGGCCUGGUCCCGGGCCUCUCCUGGUGGAACGUGUUUGUGCCUUUCUUCGCCGCUGACGGGCUCAGCACCUACUUCACCACCAUCGUGUCCGUGCGCCUCUUCCAGGAUGGAGAGAAGCGGCUGGCGGUGCUCCGCCUUUUCUGGGUACUCACGGUCCUGAGUCUCAAGUUCGUCUUCGAGAUGCUGUUGUGCCAGAAGCUGGCGGAGCAGACUCGGGAGCUCUGGUUCGGCCUCAUUACGUCCCCGCUCUUCAUUCUCCUACAGCUGCUCAUGAUCCGCGCCUGUCGGGUCAACUAGCCUCACCGAGGUGCCGGAGAGGGAGCGCUGGACGGCUAGAAUGUUGACCUCGCGCCGAGGGCCUACUUGCGCCGCACCGGAGGAGAGGCUCUCUAGUCUGAAGGCACCGCCUGCUUGCGCCGAGCUGAGUGCCCGGUUUCCCUAUUCCAAUCCUGUUUGAAAUGGUUUCUUCAGCAGGGCUUAAAAGAGCAGCCUUCAUCCUGAAAAUGUAUUUCCUUUUGUUUAAUGCUUUGAAUAGAUAAUCCUGAAUUGAGGUCAUGAGGAGGCCCCCAGGCCAGACAGUCCUGAACCCCUCUGACACUUGGAAACUGAAUAUAAGUAAAAUGUCCAGGUGGACUCUGCGUAUUUCCUGUGGAUCCUGGGAAAGUGCUGUUGCACAAAGGCUGCAAAGCUGGACGCAGGAGUGUCCUCCAACCAGCAGCGCUGACCUAAGAGCUGCCUGUGCCGUCUAUCCAGACGAGGCUUCGGUAGAUGCCUUUGUUAGAUCUGUCAAAUGUAAACGAGCUUGUAUCUCCUUCCCUGUGCCACGAGAGAGAUUGGCUUUUUAUUCCAGUCUAGGCAGAGACAGAAGAAUGUUGAAUAAGAGCACGAUUAGGAUCCUGUCUGGUUAUUUGUUGCCCGAGAAAAGAACUCUGCUGUCCAGGCACUGCUUGGCUUCCUAUCCCAGCAAAGACUGCAGUUUUGUGGACUUCUGACCACCUUGUGGCUGGCACUCUUAGCACACCUGAGACAGAUUUAAGCCUCCCUAAGAGACUGAAGAGAGGAACAGGUGUCGGAUACUCAUAGGCACUGAGACCUACAAAUGGGAAGCUUGUGAGUGGCCCAGCUUUGUUGGCCUACGAACUUUGGUUUGAUGCCAGUCAGGUGCCAAAUGAGAACCUUUGCUGAGAUGCAAAUAAAAGACCCAGGUGACCUUGGUGUGGGAAACAGCAGUGUCUACUGAGCAGGCUGCUGACUGCAGGGCAGGUGAUGGAAAGAAGGUGAUGUCCGUGCACUCCAAUUCCCCUUCUCCCCAUGGCUCCAAGCGAUCUUCCUAUUGUCUGCAGGCUUCAAAGACGGGGAAGCACUCCGAAGCCCUCCCUGGGGCAGAAGGGCCUUGUCAGCUGGGAGGCUGUGCCCUCAGGGUCAUGGUAUCUGGAGCCUUGAUGGGCGGACGUUCAACCGAUGGGAGAGGAGUAGCCUUAACGUGGCGGCAGAGUGGAGUGAUCAGACACAGGGUCGGCCCUAUGGGGCCUACCGUUACCCUGGCUUUUUUUUUUUGGCUCUUAAGGCAUUGGAGAGCUGUCCAAGCAUGCAGGGCCCUGCCCUGGUGAGCCUGCUUGCGUGUGGCGGGAGAGGCUGCUUCCUUUGUGCCUGCUCCUGCAGAUGCUUUUUGGGGACCACGGAUGGCAAGGUUGGGCUAAGAGGCUCCCACCUGGGCAGCCUAUAAAAACUAGGGAUUUCUGAGGAACUGGUUCG